Molecule: messenger RNA, 1122 nt
Organism: Nicotiana attenuata
Lineage: Eukaryota; Viridiplantae; Streptophyta; Magnoliopsida; Solanales; Solanaceae
Product: probable protein phosphatase 2C 55
Exons: 1
Coding region: 1-1122 (373 amino acids)
Source: RefSeq, a predicted model, not a curated record
AUGGCUGCAUGCAUAUCAUCAUUAGGUCAUGAACAUUCAUUUAAGAAGUUUGAUGAAGUUUUCAAGCUGCCACAAAAGAGGUACGUCGACUUUUGUAACGAUAAUUAUCAACUGGGGAAUUAUAGCAACAAGAAACUCAAAUUUAGUCAUGACAACCCUAGUCCAAAAAUUUUGACUGCAUCAUCUUUUGACGAACUUCCCAAAGAAGACCCAAAGAAGCCACAAUUAGGUGAUGAACAAUAUUCAUUCAACAAGUUUGAUGAAGUUCUUGGGCUGCCCGGUUCACGAGGUUCUACCACUGUAGGGCUCAGUUGCCAUUCUCCUAUUACUCAAGUCGUCCAAGAGACAGAACCCUCGUACUGUAGUAAAAAAUUACCAAGCCUAAAACUGGUGGCUGGAUCUUUAUAUUUACCCAAAGAAAACCCAAUGAAACCACGAGGUGAAGAUGCUCACUUUAUCCACAAAUUAUACCAAACAAUUGGUGUAGCAGAUGGCGUUGGUGGCUGGGCAAGUAAGGGAGUUGAUGCAGGAAUAUACGCAAGAGAAAUUAUGAGAAAUUCACUUAUUGCCGUAGAUAUUAAUGAACCAAAGGGUAUUGUUGUGAACCCUAAAAGAAUUCUUCAAGAAGCUUACAAAAACACAAAUUCUGAAGGAUCGUCAACAGCAUGUAUUAUAACUUUGGACAGUGAGAAAAAUACGUUAUGUGCUGCUAACGUAGGUGACAGUGGAUUUUUUCUGAUUAGAAAGGGAAGAGUUAUAUACAAAUCGCCAAUACAACAAAGGAGGUUUAACUGUCCGUAUCAACUGGGAAAUGCUAAAGAUAAUCCUAGUGUUGCUCAAGAGAUGGAAAUAAUCGUCGAAAAAGACGAUGUUUUAGUAGUUGGAACAGAUGGAUUGCUUGAUAAUAUGAAUGAAAGUGAGAUUGAGGAACUUGUUCAAAGAGGGAUUGAUGAGAAGUUGAAGCCAAAGGAAUUGGCUAGUCAAAUUGGAAAUAUUGCGUUGUAUAAUUCAUUUGAUAGGUUUGCAGAUACACCAUUUGGAAGAGCAGCUGAGAGGGAAUGGCGAAGUCAUAGAGGAGGAAAAGUUGAUGAUAUUACUGUUAUUGUUGCUUAUAUCCAGUGA